AUGAUUGAAGCUUCUUGUCUUUUUUCUCCCUUACUGCUUCUGAUUUCCAGCGCCAUAUCAAAUAACCUGAUGAUGAAGUGUUUGGAUCCGCGCGUGACUCUACUUUCCAAGAACCUGUUUAGAGCAAAUAGCUACGCCAUGCAUUCGACCACCCCCGUCGAGAGAAAUCCAUCAUCCACUUUACGAGAUCGGGUACACAUUCUUGGGCUUGGGAGCAUCGGAACUUUUGUUGCCCAUUCAGUCUCUGAAAUCCCCAACGGGCCGUCGGUGAUUCUCCUGCUGCAUCGGAGAUCUCUUCUCGACCACUAUCGCCAGAAUAGGAAUCAGAUAUUUUUUGAGUCACGGCAUGGAGUCCAUCAAAGCUCCACCGGCUAUGGACUUGAGAUGACCCAGGACAACCAGUGGUAUCCUGUGUCAGAUGAAUCGCCGUCGGAUUGCCCCAUCACAAGCCACAUAUCCAACCUCAUCAUCUGCGUCAAAGCAACACAGACUGUCUCCGCGCUGCGACCCCUCGUGCAUCGGCUGAACUCGACCUCCAACAUCCUCUUUCUUCAAAAUGGCUCUGGCAUGAUUGAAGAAGUCGACGCGCAUCUCUUCCAGGACCCAUUAACGCGACCAAAUUACCUCAUCGGUGUUAUCUCGCAUGGCGUUACACUUAACAGUCCUUUCAAUAUCACACAUACUGGAUUCUCGGCGACGUCUAUCGGUCCUGUCUCCCGGGAUGAUGGAAGGUACGCGGCCAUUUCAGACUUGCGAUCCAAUUAUCUUCUGCAAACGCUGCCCUUGUCACCGACACUUAACCUGAAAUCGUACCCUUACACCGAAAUAUUGCAAGUGCAACUCGAGAAACUCGCAGUCAAUGCUUUCUGCAACCCGCUAUGCGCGCUCAAUGAUGCCAAAAAUGAGUUUCUCUUCAGCGUCCCAGACACGCGACGGGCUAUCCUGACUGAGAUCUCGAAUGUAGUACUUGCCUUGCCUGAGCUGAAAGGCGUGCAAGGAUUGGAAGAACGGUUUUCAGUCGCCAGGCUCGAGAAGACAGUGAAUGAUAUUAUCGCCAAAACCGCGAAUACGACAUGCUCAAUGGUAUGGGAUCUCCGCGCCGGACGGGAGACGGCGAUCCAAUUUAUCAAUGGAAGCUGGAGUCGGAUGGGAAAAAUGGUUGGGGUGGACACACCUGUAAACGAUGCUUUGGUUGAACAGAUUAAGAUGAGAGGCCGAGAAAAUCUAGAGAUGAGCGACCAAUAA
This is a messenger RNA of Aspergillus fumigatus Af293, 1245 nucleotides long. RefSeq names its product putative 2-dehydropantoate 2-reductase family protein. Lineage: Eukaryota; Fungi; Ascomycota; Eurotiomycetes; Eurotiales; Aspergillaceae. Gene Ontology annotation, cellular component: mitochondrion; cytoplasm. Gene Ontology annotation, biological process: pantothenate biosynthetic process. Gene Ontology annotation, molecular function: NADP binding; 2-dehydropantoate 2-reductase activity. The record is from RefSeq and is a predicted model, not a curated record.